This is a messenger RNA of Geosmithia morbida, 1503 nucleotides long. RefSeq lists its product as uncharacterized. The coding region runs from base 1 to 1503 and encodes 500 amino acids. The transcript is spliced from 2 exons. The record is from RefSeq and is a predicted model, not a curated record. NCBI's taxonomy places the organism in Eukaryota, Fungi, Ascomycota, Sordariomycetes, Hypocreales, Bionectriaceae.
AUGCUGCAUAAACGUGGACAUGUACAGAGCUUCCGCGGAGCGAGAAGAGGAACCUGGGGUAGUGGCUCACCGCGCGGCGGUCGCGGCGCAUGCCAACAGCCAAAGCUCGUCGAGGAGACACCUCCACCGCCGUGUGGACCUCUACUUGAAGAGAUAUCUCUCGAAGACAUCCUUGACCGCUCCCGAGGCGAGCUCGAGAGGCACGGAAUCACCGACUGCGAGCUUGUCGCGUCAUACAACUGGCUCGACAAGCCCGGUCGAUCCAUGAUCAUCCCCGGGAUGCCACCCAGGUGGACACCACCACCCUUCCCCUCAACCCUCAAAAAAGACUCUGGUACCUACUACCGCGAUCAGAAUGCCUGUUGGUACCCGGCCCACCCCACGGAGCCCGGAGCCGAGGCCAUCAUGAGGUUGAAGGCGGAUCAGCAGGACACCCGUGACUCCUUCGACGUGGACAUAUUUGCCUGUGGAAGCACACUUGGAAACCUUCUUCGAUUUGUGAACGGGGGCGACAUGAAGUUCCGUAUGCUAGUGGAAGUCGUCGGAAAGACAGUCCACCUCAUCCGACGGGAGAACUCGCCCUAUGAUACCAUACCCGGCGUUUACGGGUAUGGACACACGUUCCCCGAAGCCUACACCACCUGGGACUCGCCUGUCCGUGGCUCCGAUUCGCACCAGCGUAUCGUCCGCUACCGGCUGGGCGGGAUGCACUUCCUUGUGCGGUCCAAGGGGGAUGGGUACCUCCCUGACAAAGUCCCCGAAAAUCUCCGUAACGUUAGCAGCGAUACGGGGGAGAGCCACAGAGCGUCUUCCAUCGACAGUCUUGCGUCUGCCCUGGCAGGAAACUCUGUUUCUCGCAGGGCGCAGUCUUCAGAGGGACAGCCAAGCCUCCAGAUCUCAGUUGCUGGACAGCUAAUCCCGCAGGAAGCCGUAUUCAACUUGAAGACGCGAAGUGCCAUGAAGAAGCUGGACGGAUCCACCGCAGUGGAAGUAUUGGAAGUAGAGGUCCCUCGUCUGUGGGUUUCUCAGAUCCCCAACCUCGUCCUAGCCUACCACAAACGGGGCCUCUUUGACGACAUCGAAAUCCAAGACGCCCGACCGGCCAUUGCCAAGUGGGAAUCUGACAAGGAACCAGAGGUGAAGAGGUUUGUCGUCCUUCUCCGGAAGAUCGUUGAGAUUGCCCGGAGCAAAGACGACGGGAAGUUCGAGAUUGUGCGCAACGAUGGGGAGAACGUCAUCCGCAUCAUGCAACAGAUGCCCGAUGUGGCUCCUGCCUUUUCCCCAGAGACAGCUGAGAGGUGGGAGAGAUGGCUGGAUGCCGGUGGGAACAAGAGUGACAGCCAUUCUGACCAGCGUUCCUAUGAAGAAGAGUCCAGCCGGUUCGAUCAAGGCUCUGAUCUUAACGACACGCUCAAUCAUGGGUGGUCGGAUGACAGCGGCAGCGAGAAGGACUUGACAGCCUGUGACGAGGAGUGCGGGUACUGCGGGCGAUGCGUGUACUGA